This is a messenger RNA of Manis javanica (Malayan pangolin), 1850 nucleotides long. The record is from RefSeq and is a predicted model, not a curated record. NCBI's taxonomy places the organism in Eukaryota, Metazoa, Chordata, Mammalia, Pholidota, Manidae.
GGUAGGGGGCGCUGCAGGGGAGCGGGCUGUUGGGGGCGCUGCAGAGGGCGCGGGGCACCCCCGGAGGGCACGGCCGGAAGCCGGGGUGGGGCCCCCGCGCGGGAUGCGGUGAAGGACAGACGGCGCGGCGGCGGCUAUGAGUGCCUCUGCGGCCACCGGGGUGUUCGUGCUGUCCCUGUCCGCCAUCCCGGUCACCUACGUCUUCAACCUGCUGGCGGCCCAGCACGACACUUGGCACCGUUACUCAGUCUCCGAGCUACUGCUUUUUCUACUUGCUUCUUUCGCUCUAGUGUAUGCGGUUUUUGGAUUUACCAGCGUGGUGAACCUCAUCAUAGGACUGGAACAGGACGGAAUCAUUGACGGGUUCAUGACACACUACCUGAGAGAGGGCGAACCGUAUCUGAACACUGCCCACGGGCACAUGAUCUGCUACUGGGAUGGCUCUGCUCAUUACCUGAUGUACCUGGUGAUGGUGGCAGCCAUUGCAUGGGAGGAAAGUUACAGAACCAUUGGCCUGUAUUGGUUUGGCUCUAUUAUUAUGAGCAUUGUUGUUUUUGUGCCAGGAAACAUUGUAGGGAAGUACGGAACGCGCAUUUGUCCUGCCUUUUUCCUAAGCGUACCUUACACUUGUCUUCCGGUCUGGGCUGGUUUCAGAAUCUAUAAUCAGUCUUCAGAAAGUUACAAUUAUCCCUCAAAGGUCGUUCAAGAAGUCCAGGCGAAGGACCUGCUGAGAAGGCCCUGUGAUUUAACACUGGUCCUGUGUCUUCUCCUGGCAACUGGAUUUUGCCUGUUUAGAGGCUUGAUUGCUCUGGAUUGCCCAGCUGAGCUCUGCCGAUUUUAUACACAAUUUCAAGAGCCCUACUUAAAGGAUCCUGCUGCUUAUCCUAAAAUCCAGAUGCUGGCGUAUCUGUUCUAUUCUGUCCCUUACUAUGUGGUUGCACUUUAUGGCUUGGCGGUUCCUGGGUGCUCCUGGAUGCCUGACCUAACACUGAUGCAUGCUGGAGGUGUAGCUCAGGCUCAGUUUUCUCACAUCGGUGCUUCUCUUCAUGCUAGAACUGCUUAUGUCUACAGAGUCCCUGAAGAAGCCAAAGUCCUUUUUUUAGCAUUAAACAUAGCAUAUGGAGUUCUUCCUCAGCUCCUGGCCUAUCGCUGUAUCUACAAACCAGAGUUCUUCAUAAAAACAAAGGCAGAUGAAAAAGUUGAAUAAAAACAUGAUUCCAUGUUCCUCCUCUCUAGAUGACCGAUUCCUGUUCACCUGGUCCUGGCGUCUUGUCCCAUCUCACUCCUUCCCGUACAGCGACACUUAAAGACACAUGAACCUCUCCUCUUCGCUGUGUGGGAGCUCUCAUAAGGCAUUAUGUGGGUGAACUUUCUGAUUUUUGAAGGGAACCUGCAGCCUUUGAGAAACACUGUUAAUAAAAGAAGUAUAUUCAAAAUUGUGAAAAAACCUGACCAUCUAUCUCAAUAUUAUGUUUGCAUAUAUUAGAUAUCAGUAUGAAAAAUUACAAUUUAGCUCCUAUAAUAGUGAGCAUGAGAACGAAACUAUUCAAAAGUGAAUAAGGUUUAUGUACAUUAAAAUAUUCAAAAGAGCAAAUACAGAUUGGAGAAAUAUAUUUUGCACAUAAGCCGUAAAUGCUUCAUUAUCAACCCCAAUAAAAAAGGCAAAUCAUCAGAAUAUUUAAAAAUGUUUGAAAAUGUCUUUCCAAGGGAAGUAUAUUUACUGCUGUUUUAAUUAGAAUUUCUUGUCUUAGAAGUGUUUUGUGAGCCUGGAGUUAAGCAGGGACUGGUAGCUUUAACACUACCGCAAAUGAAUACUUGUUUUAUUGGUGGCUGGAAGUAUUUCUAUUGUA